This is a messenger RNA of Nicotiana tabacum (common tobacco), 1982 nucleotides long. Its product is annotated as sugar transport protein 14. Gene Ontology annotation, cellular component: membrane. Gene Ontology annotation, biological process: monosaccharide transmembrane transport. Lineage: Eukaryota; Viridiplantae; Streptophyta; Magnoliopsida; Solanales; Solanaceae. The record is from RefSeq and is a predicted model, not a curated record. Gene Ontology annotation, molecular function: monosaccharide transmembrane transporter activity.
ACAAGUUGUCUAAAUUAGAAAAUAAAGAAAGCAACCUGCCAUUUUUUUUCCCUACACAUUAAUAGUGAACACGUUGACCAUAAGAUGGGGGAGAGUGAGAUCCCAUUGCUGUCAUCAAUGUUUUGAAAUCCACGGUAUGAGUAUUCUGAUAUUAUCCAUUUAGGCGGAAUACAAGUGGAUCAACUAAAUAUAUGCAUAAAUAGCAGUACAUUAGUUUCUUAUUUUGUAUAGGAAGUGUAAAGCUAUGGCUGGUGGAGGAUUUGGUGAUGACAAAGGAGGAGCAAGAGCUCAUCUUUAUGAGUAUAGGAUUACUGGGUAUUUCGUUUUUGCUUGUGUUGUUGCAGCCAUGGGAGGAUCCCUUUUUGGGUAUGAUCUUGGUGUUUCUGGCGGGGUGACUUCCAUGGAUGAUUUCUUGAAAGAGUUCUUCCCAAAAGUGUACAGAAGGAAGCAUGCACGUCUCCAAGAAACUGACUACUGUAAAUAUGACAAUCAGAUACUCACACUCUUUACUUCCUCUUUGUACUUUGCUGCACUUGUUUCCACAUUUGGUGCUUCAUAUGUUACCCGCAACAAAGGCCGUCGAGCCAGUAUACUCUGUGGAGCAGUCAGUUUCUUUCUUGGUGCAAUACUGAAUGCAUUUGCAAAGAACAUUGCAAUGCUGAUCAUUGGUCGAUGUCUUCUUGGAGUUGGCAUUGGAUUUGGCAACCAGGCAGUUCCUCUGUAUCUCUCAGAAAUGGCACCUGCAAAAGUCCGAGGAGCAGUCAACCAACUCUUUCAACUGACAACUUGUUUGGGGAUAUUGAUAGCCAACUUUAUCAACUAUGCAACCGACAAAAUCCAUCCAUGGGGAUGGAGAUUAUCGCUUGGCUUAGCCACAGUUCCUGCUGCAAUAAUGUUCAUUGGUGGGCUUUUCCUUCCCGAGACCCCAAACAGUCUCGUAGAACAGGGUAGAUUAGAGGAAGCAAGACAAGUCUUGGAGAAAGUUAGAGGUACCACAAAAGUUGAUGCAGAGUUUGCUGAUCUUAAAGAUGCAAGUGAUGCUGCCAGAGCCAUAAAACAUCCAUUCAGGAACCUCCUCAAGAGGAAGAACCGUCCUCAAUUGGUAAUAGGAGCACUCGGAAUCCCAGCAUUCCAACAGCUCACUGGCAUGAACUCCAUUCUUUUCUAUGCCCCUGUCAUCUUUCAGAGCUUAGGCUUUGGCUCAGGAGCAUCAUUGUAUUCAUCUGCUAUCACCAGUGGUGCACUUGUUCUAGCUACAUUCAUUUCCAUGGCUUUUGUUGACAAGUUUGGAAGAAGAGCUUUCUUUCUUGAAGCUGGAGCUGAAAUGAUCUGUGUCUUGGUAGCAGUUGCUGUUACUCUAGCUUUGAAGUUCGGAGAAGGUGAAGCGCUCCCAAAAGGAAUUGGUGUCUUCCUUGUAGUCAUAAUCUGCAUAUUUGUUGUGGCUUAUGGUAGGUCUUGGGGUCCCUUAGGUUGGCUGGUUCCAAGUGAACUCUUUCCCCUGGAAACACGGUCAGCAGGACAGAGUGUGGUGGUCUGUGUCAAUAUGAUCUUCACAGCCCUCAUUGCGCAGUGUUUCCUUGUGUCCCUCUGUCACCUCAAAUAUGGAAUCUUUCUGUUGUUCGCGGGUUUGAUAUUCAUCAUGAGCUGCUUCAUCUUCUUCCUCUUGCCCGAGACAAAGCAGGUUCCGAUAGAGGAAAUAUAUUUGCUUUGGCAAAAUCAUUGGUUCUGGAAAAGCUACUGCACCCCGGGGGAGAAUGAACAUGAUUUGGACGGGAAGCCUGGAUCACAGAUCUAAGACUACUCCAGAAAAUGGAGAUUAGUUUUCUGAUUGAUUUGUUCCAUAAGCAAAUGGAGAAGACAUUCUCAAUGAAAAUACCACACCUACAACUAGAGUAUGCAUUAUGGAUCCCUUUACGAACGAAGACUAUAUGAAGAUUUGCCCAUAUUUUUCAAUUGCAGUCUCCAAAUAUCGUUUAUUAUCA